Molecule: messenger RNA, 675 nt
Organism: Venustampulla echinocandica
Lineage: Eukaryota; Fungi; Ascomycota; Leotiomycetes; Helotiales; Pleuroascaceae
Exons: 2
Coding region: 1-675 (224 amino acids)
Source: RefSeq, a predicted model, not a curated record
AUGGCUCCUAGAGGAAUGGUGAUUUCGUCAAGGUCGGGGAGUCGCUACCUCCAAGUUCAGCGCCUUUGUGCCGGCUUCCAAAGUAGCGCAAAGACGUCCAUUAGUUGUAAUCAGCGUUCGCAAAACACUCAUCACUUAAAGGGCUCUGUCCGAUCGACCAACCCACAACCCUCAACGUGUCGAAAAGAUCCAGAGUCCAAAGUUUCCGUUAAAGACUCCGCAUUCUCGAUUAGUUACUGGAAUUCUCGUGCCCUAUGGAAACGAGCUGGAAUCAAUACCCUGCGAUGUCUCAUCGGCUGCACGUUGGGGGACUUCUCAGCAAUGUGGUUCCUUCAAAGUCAACAUCCCGAGUUAGGCAUCUACACGAUCAUGGGUAUUUCCAUGGCAUCAGGAUUAGCUUCUUCGUUGUCUAUCGAGACGAUAUUGCUCCGGUAUGGACUAGAUCGUUUAGGCUGGCGGGCGGCAGCUACUACAGCUGCGGGUAUGAGCAUGGUCUCAAUGCUGUCCAUGGAGGCGGUUCAGAAUGUCGUUGACUACCAUCUAAUGGGUGGGGUUGUGGAUCUCCAGAAUCCUGGGUUUUGGGCUGCAGCCGCGAUCUCUGCUGGCGCAGGCUUUCUCACACCUCUCCCAUAUAACUACAUGCGGCUUCGUAAGUACGGUAAAGCAUGCCAUUAG